Molecule: messenger RNA, 549 nt
Organism: Somion occarium
Lineage: Eukaryota; Fungi; Basidiomycota; Agaricomycetes; Polyporales; Cerrenaceae
Source: the annotation of a GenBank genome assembly
AUACCGCCACAUUUUUAAAGGCGAAGUGCAAUUAUUUCGUCCAAAAUAUGGCUUUGCGGUCUUUCCACUAUGUCGUUAGUGGCAUCGUCCAGGGUGUCGGAUUCAGAAUGUUCCUGAGGCGGAAAGCUGACGCACACGGUAUCGUAGGCUGGACACAGAACGACGCGUUCGGCAAUGUUGUUGGAGUCGCACAAGGUCAGGAGGAUGCGCUAGCGAAGUUCAAAGGAUACCUAUGCAAUGGGCCUUCGCGUGCAAGGGUCACAGAUGUCAGGUUUACUGAAGAUAAGGUCAUACCGAAGCUGGAGUUCGAUCGCUUUGACAUUCGUCUAGCAUGAGGCGUCAGGGGAGGACGUAUGACUUCAGUGACUUGUGGUUACAGUAUAGUCGAUGAUUGGGCUUCGUAGAGAUGCAAUAGAUGGCACGGUGUCACAAGUAAAUUUUUUCCACAGUACAUACUGGAAGAAUGCUUGAAAUCUAAUGGCAGGAAGAGUGGCGAUUUUGAUCGGAAAUCAGAUCUAAUCUUAUCUCUGCCAUGCUCCUUACAUGCUC